AUGGUACGAGUUACGAAAUGCGAAGCAAAGAAAAGGCCUGAAACGUAUCCUCUCCUUCCAUCUCCACCAUACUCAAGGGUCUGUUCUGUUACGUAUCAUACAGAGUAUGCUCCUGCAUUCCUACCUCGGUCCUAUACGGUGUACAACACACGAAAGAGGAAGCUCUUGCCAGAUAUCAUGUUUCGAGUAUCCCAGGUAGGUAAUCUAAAGCUGCCCGACACCAUCCACUACGGUGCUGUUCAGUGUCCACAAUCUUGCCGUGCGGAUGCCCUGACACCGACCCGUGCCUUUGUUCCACUGUGGAACGACCUGGAGCUUGAACGGUUGUCUCCAUCUGGUGGCGGCAGUACACUUCCACGUCGUCGUCCGCGUAACUUGUCCAAGCCUCAUCGAUUCUAUCCCUCUGUGCCAAUUGCAACGGUGUAUGGGAAUAACCUUCAGGGCAAGCAUUUCUAG
Molecule: messenger RNA, 456 nt
Organism: Aspergillus neoniger CBS 115656
Lineage: Eukaryota; Fungi; Ascomycota; Eurotiomycetes; Eurotiales; Aspergillaceae
Exons: 3
Coding region: 1-456 (151 amino acids)
Source: RefSeq, a predicted model, not a curated record